AGGGAAGUUGGUAAACAAUGGGAAGAAGGAAAGGACGUGGUUUCAAUAAAAUGGUGAACAAGAAAUGUGCAGAAUGUGAAAAGGAGGUCCCCAUAGCACGCAAGUUUUGUACAUGUGGACAUGAGUUUGUGCCAAAAAAGUCUCUAUCACCAUCAGGCAAUGAUUCACCACAGACUAAAGUAAGAAAAACAGAGGAAACAAAGAGGGUUAUCCAAAAACCAGACUAUUUUGACUCAGAAGUAGAAGAAAUCUCAUCAAAACGAGCCAAGACUAUAACUACAAAUAUCAGAAGGAGGGGGAGACCUAAAGGAUCAACAAAUAAACACAUUUCAUCAUUGGACAUUUCUAAAGGCAGUAAAAUGAAUGAUCUCUUGGACUUGAAAAGAAAACAGUUGGAACUUGAAGAGAGAGCGGUAGAAGCACUGGAGAAGAUAGCUAGUGCUCUGGAGGGAUGGCAGCAGAAAUCUAACUAAUUGUUUGUUUUUUAAUUAUUUUUUUUUU
Messenger RNA from Saccostrea echinata, 501 nucleotides. Its product is annotated as UPF0547 protein C16orf87 homolog. The coding region runs from base 18 to 473 and encodes 151 amino acids. The transcript is spliced from 5 exons. NCBI's taxonomy places the organism in Eukaryota, Metazoa, Mollusca, Bivalvia, Ostreida, Ostreidae. The record is from RefSeq and is a predicted model, not a curated record.